Musa acuminata subsp. malaccensis (wild Malaysian banana) is the source of this 882-nucleotide messenger RNA. The record is from RefSeq and is a predicted model, not a curated record. Lineage: Eukaryota; Viridiplantae; Streptophyta; Magnoliopsida; Zingiberales; Musaceae.
UUUUAUUUCUGUGGAAAUCGUCAACGGUCAACAAAAAUGACGUGGGUCGUGACAUAUGUAGUUGUUUGUGCACAAGGAGACUCGGUCGGGGUACGAGUUUUCAAGGGCUUAUUUAAAUGUAAGCGACUCGAUCCCAACGGUCACUUCCGCCGCCACAAUCCACGAAAUAAUCCACGAGACUCCGUGCCGCAACCGACCUCCCUAAGUCGGUCUCCUGUUUUUUGCCAGUACGAUAUAAUACACGAUCGAGGCCGGGAAAACGCACGCGAGGUCGAUGAUGGCGAGCCCUGCACGUUCCGACCACCUCCUGCUGCUCUCCGAUGGAGCGCAGGCCGUUGCCCCGCCGCCCAGCGACCUCUUCACUGCCACCGAGCUGGCGGCGGCGCAGCAGCUCGUGCAGCUCAGCGAGAGCAGCGCCGACUCCUCCUCCUGCUCCUCUUCCUCUUCCUCCACGCGAUCCCUCAACACGCGGCCGCCACCUGAGGCAAUUUUGUUGGAAGCCGAGGAGGAUGAGGAGGAGGAGGAGGAGACGGGGCCGUGGCGGAGGACGAAGCGGUACCGUCCGAUCGCGGAUCUGUACGACUUGUCGAAGCCUAUCAGCCUCUGCGCAGGAGCUGGGGGGGCGAAGAGGUCCAGGAGACGAUGAUUCGGUUGCAUCCUCGUCGUGUGUCGUCGACAGGAACCGUACGUGACUGUGGAUAUGUAAUCUGCAAAAGGCUCAAUAGAGCUUGAAACUGAGGAAGCAACGUAAACAUUGAGAGUCUUUUCUUCUUUGCCUUGAUGAUGUUGUUGUUGUUGUUGAUCUGUUCAUGUUGGAGUGAAGGUGUCUUUGACCGGCCUCCGAAAGUCAAUUCUAAUCCGCCUGGAUUCAGUUUUGGAUUU